UCAAAUCACUGAUAUCCUUCAAAAAAAUAAUAACACAAAAGUUAACCUAAUUUAUUAUUCAAAACAAAUCUAUUGCGUGCUAAAUUCUAAGUCAACUAAUUUAAUUAAACAAAAAACUUGUAUAGUGACUCAAAUGUGUUCGAAUUAAAUCAUUUAAAGUGUUUCAUCGAGUUACAAAGAUGAAAAAACUCAAACAGAGCAUUUUUACUAAGAAAUUUAAUAACAUUGAUUCUGAUGAUAAUUGCGACGACAUCCUUUGGUCAUCCAGUGAGUCAAGUGAUUGUGAAAAUAAACACAUCUUAAAUAAUUCAUUUACCAACAUUCGGAGAAGAAAAAGGAAAAAGAAGGUAAACCAAAAUGUAUCCAACUUAGAUAUCAUAGAAGUUUCAAACAAUAAAGUUACUGAUCAAACGACCAAUGAAUUAUACUCAGAAAAUCGUAUCAUAGAAUCAUCACCAGUAUUAAUUUGUAAAAGUAACAAGAAAUAUCCAGAAAGUCCAAUUUUAAAAUCACGUCUAAAAACGUUCAAAAACGAAGUUAACAUACCUACUUCACCAAUAUUAUCAUCGAAACAACAAAAUUGUGGGAAAGUAUUAAGCCCUAUAUUAGAACCAAAGAAAUCACCUCAAACAGCUCCUAGUGUUAAAAAGAAAUUGUUUAUCGAAAACAAUAAUGUUCUAAAAUUAAUUAAUCAACAUAAAAUUACUGGCAAUGAAGUAAAAGCAAAAAACAAUACAAAUAUAUCGAAAUUAAAUAUAGAAAAUAUCUCAGAUGUAGAGGUUUUUGGAACAAAUCAAUCUUACAAUACAACAAAAACAAAAAUUAAUUUAAUAAAAAAAGUACAAACAUAUUUUGACAGUAAUUUCAGUUCGCAAAGUCUAUCACAACAGUCAAUAAGUGAGUGUGAGUCCACACCUCAAAAUAUAUCCAAAUCCUGCGAAGAUCUAGAAAUAGCUAAUAUAAUAACCCAAGCAAAGGAUAUCCAAACAAAUCAACAAAACAGUUUUCAAUCAAGUUGUGAGAAUAUUGAAAAAACAAAGAAGAAAUACAAAAAAGAUGGACUGGCAUACAGACUGGCUGGUUUAUUAAAAAAACAAAACUCAAAUAUUAGUCUAUGGCAGCAUGAGAAGUUCCUGGCUACAAAUUCAAAUUUUGUAAUACCAACAUGUGAAAACUGGGUGUUCCGAAUUCAAAAUGUACAAUUCAAAUAUGGCUGUUAUUUAAUUGAGGCAAAAGAUUUAAAAGAUGGGGAAUAUCUAAUUGUAAUUAAUUUAAUAAGCAUAAAUAGUAAUUUUAUAGCUCCUAAUUUUGUUAUUAAACUGUAUAAGCCAUACAAUUUAUUAGAAAUAGAUAAUUUUAGAGUUAUUGUUAAUGUUUGUAAGUUUGAAUGCCUUUCAAUGUAA
Papilio polytes (common Mormon) is the source of this 1403-nucleotide messenger RNA. RefSeq lists its product as uncharacterized. The record is from RefSeq and is a predicted model, not a curated record. The coding region runs from base 180 to 1403 and encodes 407 amino acids. NCBI's taxonomy places the organism in Eukaryota, Metazoa, Arthropoda, Insecta, Lepidoptera, Papilionidae. The transcript has a single exon.